GGUUAAGCGCACACAUGUGUUAAGUGCAAAUUUUGUGUAAAAUGUGUUAUGUAAUGAAAUAAACAUUUCAAAUUGUGUAUUUUUAUGUGCACAAAUGAGUUAUAUGAAAUACUCUUGUGACGUCAUAUUACGCAGAUGUCAGAUGUUGUAUUUACUUUAGGUAUCUAUCACAUAUGUGAUAAGAGCACUUAGCACAUUUGUCAUUUCCGUUUAAUGACGGUUAUUUCAUUUAACACAUCUGGCUCUUUAGAUAAUAGAAUAGUUUAUUUAAAGAAUUCAUCUAUAAUUAUUUAUAUUGUGCCUGGUAACAUUGUAUUUCCUUAAUGCAAUUCUAUAUUAUCAAUAGAAUGAUAAUAAUAUUAAUUGUAAAGAUUUUAAUCAGAUAUUAUUAACUAAGUCUUACUGUUUUAAUAAAAUGUUAGAUAAAUAAUUACACGUACUUAAAUAGUUUCCUCUUUAUAAAUUAUAAGUAUAAAUAAUUGUAUUUAUAUGUACAAUGACUUCAAGAACGAGAAGGUUACUGGCAAUGUGUAAAGAUACAUCAAAUACAAAUAUACAAAACAAGUCACCACCAUACUGUUUUGAUUCUGAGUCUAAUAGUGGUAGUAUGAAUUAUGAAGACUCAGACUCAAGUGAUUAUUAUGUUCCAACAUCAAUGGCAAUUAUAGAUUCUUCAUCUGAUGAAGAUGAUGAUAUGCCAAAAAAUGUACCUGACAGAGAUAUUUGUUCAAAUGAUAAUCAAAAUAGUUCAUUACUAUCAUUAAAUGGGGUAGAACUUUCUAACAACCAAACAUUAAACGGAUUAAAUAAUAAUGAAGAACUUGUAGAUAGUCUACUAGAGAUUAAUGAAAUAGAACCAAUUGUACUAAAAAGAUCCAAAAAACUUAACAAAAAUAAAUGGAAAAGAACAAUAUCAAAAAAUCUUAGAUUGAAAGGCUUAAAUUAUACUAAUAGAAGUGGCAAAUUAAUCACAGAAAAAAUUCCAAAAUCUGUUGAUUGUUCAAAAUGCAGGUUUAAAUGUAAUGAUAAAUUAUCAGAAGAACAACGUUUUAUUAUUUGUAAAGAAUACUGGAACUUGGGAGAUGACAAACAACAGAAAUUAUUGCUCAGUUCAUUGAUUUUAAAUAAACCUGUUAACAGAAGACAAAUUUUAUCAAAUGAUAAACGAAAAACAUCUAGAGAAUUUGUUCUAUGUAAUUCGUCUGGAGAAAAAAAUAGAGUGUGUUUGAAGUUUUUUUGUGCAACUUUUUCUAUAAGCCAUAGGGUAGUUGAAAUUUGUAUGAAGAAAGUUAGUAAAACAGGAGUUUAUGUUGGCCAUGAUGGUAGAUCUGAGAUAAAUUUAAAAAGGUAUAAUUCAACAUCAGAUGAUAUUAAAAACCAUGUUAAAAUGCAUAUCGACUCAUUUCCCAGAGUAGAAUCCCAUUAUUGCCGAAAAGAUACUAAAAAGCAAUAUUUAGCACCGGAUUUAAAUCUGUCUUUAAUGUACCGUUUGUAUCGUGAUGAAUACUGUAAAAAUAAUAAUAUUCAUCCAGUUUCUGACUUUGUAUAUCGCAGUGUUUUUCACGAUUAUGAUCCAAGUCUUUCAUUUUUUAUUCCAAAGAAAGAUCAAUGUACAAAAUGUAAUUCAUAUCAAAUGGCACCAAAUAAAAGUGCAUUACAAGAAGAGUGGGAAAUGCAUAAGUUAAGGGAAAAUCAAGCAAUGAAUAUGAAAGCUGAGGACAAAAAAAAGGCAAUUUAAAAUAAAGGCCUUCAUUUCAGAUCAGUAACUUUUGAUCUACAAGCAAUAUUAAGCAUUCCCUUUGCAAGUGAUAGUCAAAUUUAUUACAAACGUAAAUUAAAUGUGUAUAACUUUACCAUUAUGGAUGCAAGCAAAAAUGAUGGAUUUUGUUUUGUAUGGGAUGAAACUAAUGGAAAAAAAGGUAGUAACGAAAUAGGAAGUUGUUUACUAAAGUAUAUUUUUUUUAAUCUACCAGAUUCAGUAACCCAUUUAACAGCUUUUAGUGAUACGUGUGGAGGGCAAAAUCGUAAUCAAUUUGUUUGCACAGCAUUGCUCUUUGCAGUUAACAAGAAAACAAAUUUAGACUUAAUAGACUUGAAGUUCAUGGAAUCAGGUCACUCGUACUUAGAAUGUGACUCGAUGCAUGCUACCAUAGAGAGAAAAAGUAAACAUAAAAACAUUUAUACAACUCGUGAAUGGGCACUUCUAAUUUCAACUGCAAGACUAAAUCUUAGGCCAUAUCAGGUAAAUGUGAUGAGCUAUAAUGAUUUUUAUGACUUAAAAGAUUUAGUUGGAAGAACUGUUAAAAAUGUAUCAACCACUGUUACAAACCAAAAAGUCAAUUGGAUAAAAAUUAAAUGGAUCAGAGUGGAAAAAUCUAAACCUCAGAUUAUUCAAUUUAAAUAUAAUCUUGAUGAUUCACAAUUUUUGGAAAUCGAUAUAGCUUUAGAUAAAAAAACAAGACUUCAACAUAAAGACCCAUUCGAUUGGUCGACUAUAGUCCCAAAACAGCUUUACGAAAAAAAACUAUUAAUAAGUGCAGAAAAAAAAAAAGAUUUGAUGUCAUUACUUAACAAAAAAGUUAUACCAGAGGAGUAUUCACAUUUCUUUGAAGAAAUUCCUACUACGAAAAAAAAUAUUUCAAAUAGAGUCUCUGACGGUGAUUAUGAUGAUGAGUAAGGGUGCAAUUGAAAAUUACUUCAAUCUAAAAGUGCAAUACUACUUACAGUUAAUUUUAUAAAAGGGUUAUUUUAUUUAGUUAAGUUUUUUAAACUUAUGUUUUAACGAAGGGAUGCAUUUUUUUAUUUUUAUUUAGUAUCUAGAGUAACAAUUGUUAUACAUGAAUGACUUAAAACAUUAAAAAUUAUGUUCCUUAUUUUCAAAGACUAAAUUAUGUUAUUAUUAUGAAUUGUUAAUUAUAUUUUAAUAAAUUAUUAUAAAUAAC
Molecule: messenger RNA, 2942 nt
Organism: Aphis gossypii (cotton aphid)
Lineage: Eukaryota; Metazoa; Arthropoda; Insecta; Hemiptera; Aphididae
Exons: 5
Coding region: 497-1738 (413 amino acids)
Source: RefSeq, a predicted model, not a curated record